CUGAUAUGUGAAUAGCCAUGAAAAUGUACAUGAUGUUCGCACUCUGCGGUUUGAUGAUACCUCUUUUACCCCGCCAAUGCAACUGUUGUUUAGACAUCUUGAUCAAGUCGUUUUUCGAGACGUUCAAUCCUAGCGUGGAAACAGGUCCUGGACGGUUAAUCAGCCGGCACCGGUACGACGAUGGCUUCAUGCCCGACUAUCCCGCAGCGGUUAUCGGUCAUGACGGUGAGUGGGUUAAGCCGCCCAAUGACGAUGAUGACAACGGUAGCGUGCCGACAGACGAUUACGUGGACGAUGGUGCAGAUGGUGAUACCGACGGUGAUGACGCGAGCUCAGGAAGGGGUACAAGUAGUGGCAAGGGUGCUGGUGGUACGAAUGGCGUUAGUGGCGGACGUCGGUUGGGAUAUUCUAUUCAGCAACAUAAAUCCGACGCGGCCAUAGUUGCAGCCGCUGCUUCGGGUUCCGGCUCAGCGACGUGGCCCGACGACUAUCCGCCGUUUUCGGAUUUCAUCGUCAGUUUGCUCAAAACGGUUCAACUGACGCCCCGUGCAACGCUGAAAAGGUCCAAAAGUAAAUCUAGCGAAGCCCGAUCCACGAAGACGACGACUGUGCUGCCGGAACGUCACGACAGCAUCCAGAGAACGUGGUAACAAAAUUCGGCGACGGAUGUGGGUGAGCAUAACACGAGGGGUCAAACCGUAUUGAAAUUGGUUUUAUAAACCUUUCUUCGAGUAACAUAGUUCAUAAUGUAAUAUGCGAUAGAUGAUAAAGUUAUAUUAUGUUAUAUACUAAUGAGUCGCGCGAGUUUACAAAAAAAUGUACACACUUCCUCCUUCCUGCAACCCUCGCAAACGUCAAAGUUUCAAUGAUAUAAUAAUACACCAAUAUAUUAUA
Molecule: messenger RNA, 894 nt
Organism: Melanaphis sacchari
Lineage: Eukaryota; Metazoa; Arthropoda; Insecta; Hemiptera; Aphididae
Exons: 2
Coding region: 18-650 (210 amino acids)
Source: RefSeq, a predicted model, not a curated record